AUGCUUUCAGAUCAAAAACUGAAAACCAAAAUAGAAUAUUUACAUACUGUAUGUUCCACUAUGCUUUCACAUUCGCUACGAGAUCAGGAUAAAAUACUAAACAAUAUAAUAACUGUAACAAAAUAUGCAUUACAAGAACAGCUACUAACUUAUGAACCAAAUGCUAUCAUUAUAUGUACGCUUAAACUUCUUUUAUAUUACAACGAAAAUUUAUCCCAUACUGAACACAUAUGCGAAUGGAAACGUCGAAAAAAACGGCGGCUUGCAAAAGAGUGUUAUGAUAGUUUAUUACAAAUAUACAUUCCUGAAAAAUCAAAGGAAAUUCUCGAAGCAGUACUCAAUAUGAUUUAUAAGGACAAGCUUUGGGAGUUUGAAACCUUUUGUUUCGAAAUUAUGUGCAGUCUAGUGGAAUACGGUGUUAGCGGAGCAUUAAUGAUCCAUACGAUAUGGGACAAAAUUGAAGCCCCGAAUAUGAAUAUAGAAGACUCAAGAAGAAUUAUAAGAAUAUUAUACGAAUUGUUGGAUGUUUAUACCUGGCCAGAUACUCAUGAUACCGUAGUAGUAAUAAGAAGAGUUCUGAACCUUUUUUACAUCAGCGUAACUACUACACAAUCUAAUAUCAAUUCUAUGCCGUACGCAAUGCUCAAGAAGGGUUUGGAAGUUUGCAUUAUAAAUAUGGUCAAACAUAUAUGCAACGACCAUCUUCUUAUCAUAGUGCAGUACAUGUGUUCGUGGGCUAUAGAAAAAGGAAUGACGGAUGAGGUUAUUUUAGAAUUUGGUAGUACGCUUGAAUAUACAGCUUAUAUGCACGAAGUGACUCUAUAUGAAAAAACCUUAACGCCAAAGAUAUUUCCACUAUUGAUGGAAAUGAUAGGAUCGAAAAGUAAAAUAACAAGUUUACUGGGUAAUAGAGUUAUACAAUAUUUACUCGACAGACAAGAAAAUAAACUGAACUUUGACACGCCUAAAAUAUUCUUUGAGAAUACCCAGUUCGAUCUUACGAUAGGUGAAUGCCUCAACGAGGAUAAAUUGUUUUGCAAACUUCAUCGGGAGAUCUUGCACGAUAAUCUUUUAAAGAGCAUUAUAAAUCAUUGCUCGUCGCGUAUGAAUUUGGAAACAACAUAUUGUACAAUUUGUUUGAUCGCGAUAGAAGUCCCAUGCGGAUUUACAGCAGCAGCUCUAGUUUGUCUUAUAAUGAAUCUGCAAGAUUUGACUUUAAAACAACAGAGAAAUAUUCACGGAGUAUCUUACCACAUGCACGCUACAGUAAUAGCGAUUAUGUCUCUUUUAUGUUGGAUUCAUAAAGCCAGAGUAUUUUACGAAUACGUAAAUAAAAUUAUGUUGGAAAGGGCGCAAUGGGCGCCACACUUGAAUCCACCAAUACAAUCCCAAUAUAAUUUUGCGGCGCAUCAUAUCCUUUGGGAUAAACCAGAUUUAUUUUUCGUAGAUUGGGAAGCUCGUUACGGCUUAUGGAAAUGUUUUCGUUUACGUGAAAAUGAGGAUGAUUCGCAGGAUAUAUAA
Colletes gigas is the source of this 1521-nucleotide messenger RNA. RefSeq lists its product as uncharacterized. Bases 1 to 1521 code for a protein of 506 amino acids. NCBI's taxonomy places the organism in Eukaryota, Metazoa, Arthropoda, Insecta, Hymenoptera, Colletidae. Gene Ontology annotation, cellular component: plasma membrane. Gene Ontology annotation, biological process: protein localization to plasma membrane. The record is from RefSeq and is a predicted model, not a curated record. The transcript has a single exon.